GCUUUCGCCAACCUUUAUAAAAUCUCGCUAUUUUCUCAAAAAACCCUUUCCUUGGCCCAAAAGUUUAAGCUCAAAUGUUUAAUGUUUUAUAUACCAUUUUGUAGCUCGUGAAAUUCUCUAUCGAAUGGUAUAUUAUAGUUGGGGAUUAAGUUGACUUUGAUACGGAAAGUGUUUGACGAAAGUGAGGAUAGGUCGAGGAAUCUGAAUCUGAAGUCAGAUUUCGAAAAUUUUGAACUCCAUUUUUUAGGUCAAAGGAAGGAUUUUUUAAGAAAACAACGAUAUUUUAUAAAGGUUGGCGAAAGUAAAUCGGAGUCGGUGAAUCCGAAUUUCAAGUCAGAUUUCGAAAAUUGUGAAGAAAAGUCGUUNUUUUCAAUAAAAUAUAUUAAUUUUCUCGUACUAUAGCUUCAACAGGAAGAUUUUUCAUAUAAAUUUGUUCAUUUAAACUCGAUCGAUCAUAAAAUGGAUUUCCUAUUUGACAAAAAUAAGCUAAUGCUGUUUCUUCACUUUUUGAGGUACACAUAACACUCGGAUAUAAAUCCGAUGUUUCCACAUUUAUUUUUGUUUUAGUUGGGAUUAUAAUUAUACAGUAGGUAAAAUAGCUGGUCGUCGAAUGGAUUGUCAUUGUGGUUCAGCUGAAUGUCGUCGUCGAGUUCUCUAG
Rotaria sp. Silwood2 is the source of this 658-nucleotide messenger RNA. Lineage: Eukaryota; Metazoa; Rotifera; Eurotatoria; Philodinida; Philodinidae. The record is from the annotation of a GenBank genome assembly.